UUAUAACUUGCAUCUUCUUCGCUCUGCAAUCUGUACAUCAUCUUCAUAAUCACGUUAUUCACCAUAAUGAGUGGUAGGUCUAUGCAUUCUGUUUUGGUUGGGCUUGUGUGCCUAGCCAUUGUCUCUGCUAUUUGUUGUUCUAGUGUUGGAAGCUCCAACAACAUUAUGUGCUUGGAGACUGAAAGGCAUGCUCUUCUCCAGUUCAAACAAGGCCUUGUGGAUGAGUCCAAUGCUCUUGCCUCUUGGGAAAACAAGAAAGAUUGCUGCAAGUGGAGAGGAAUAGCGUGCAACAACCAAACAGGUCAUGUCACCAGACUUGAUUUCUCCGUUAGAUAUUUCAAUUAUACAGAAGUUCCUUUAAGAGGUGAAAUUAGUCUUUCACUACUUGAAUUGCGAUAUCUAAAUUACUUGGACCUCAGUUCUAAUGAUUUUGGAGGAAUGAUCAUUCCUAAGUUCAUUGGCUCUCUGAGUCAAUUGAAAGAGCUCAAACUUGCAUAUGCUAAUUUCAGUGGACCUGUUCCUCCCCAACUUGGAAGCCUCUCUAAUUUGCACACUCUUGAUCUUUCCGAGAACUAUGAUGUUCAUUCAGAAAAUCUUGAGUGGUUAUCUCAUCUUUCUUCCUUGAGAUACCUGAACAUGUCAUAUAUAGAUUUGUCGAAGGUUGUGAAUUUGCCACAAUCUUUAAGCAAGCUCACUUCACUUACAGAGCUCAGGUUAUUACAGUGUCACCUUCAUGAUGUCAAUCUAAGAUCACUUUCCUUUAUUAAUUCUUCCACCUCUCUUCAACUCCUUGACGUCUCUCGUAACUCUCUUAAUUCUUCAAUAUUUUAUUGGAUAGCCAAUGUCAGCAGCAACUUUGUCCAUAUUGAUCUCUGGGACAACAAUCUUGAAGGUCCCAUCCCAGAUGUCUUCACAAGCAUGCUUUCUCUAGUAACACUAGAUCUCUCUUCCAAUCAACUUGAAGGUGGGAUACCAAAAGGCUUUCAAAACUUAUGCAGCUUAGAGUCUUUGGGAUUAGCUGGAAACCAAUUGUCUGAAAACAUUGAGGACUCUGUUAAAACCUUGUCUUGUGCUGAGAACACACUUGAGAACUUGUACUUGAGUGAUAACCAGUUUUGGGGGUCGUUGCCAGAUUUGGCACGUUUUUCAAAGUUAAGAGUGUUAGAUCUUAGCAGGAAUCAACUAAAUGGGUCUGUACCCGAGAGUGUCGGGCAACUCUCUAGCCUUGAAACAUUAUCUCUCUCCGGGAAUUCUUUGAGUGGUGUCAUAACAGAAGCCCACUUUUUGAACCUCUCUCGUUUACAGAUUUUGUUUCUUUAUGGUAAUCGUUUCUCUAUCAACCUGAGCUCUGAUUGGAGGCCACCAUUUCAACUUGAUUUAUUAGACGUGUCCUCUUGCAAGGUGGGCCCAGCUUUUCCCAAGUGGAUUCUAACGCAGACAAAUCUUACUCGGCUUGAUCUCUCUAAUGCUGGACUAUCAGGAUCAUUACCUAUCAAGGUUUGGGAUCUAUUUUCUGGCUUGGAUGGCUUAGAUCUCUCUAUGAACCAAAUCCAUGGGAAACUACCGAAUCUGUCAUCGACAAGCUUGCUUUCUCUCGACUUGUCUUCUAAUCUAUUUUCUGGCGCAUUGCCAUCAUUUUCUCCUAUGCUACAAAACCUGUAUCUCUCGAAUAAUAGGUUUUCAGGACCUUUGUCUUCCUUGUGUGCAACGCAGGCUCCAAAUUUGCGGGUUCUUGACAUUUCUAAGAACCUAUUGUCUGGGGAGCUUCCUAAUUGUUGGAUGCAAUUUCAAAAUUUGAUUUCGUUGAAUUUGGGAAAGAAUAAAUUAUCUGGAAAAAUACCAAGCUCGUUAGAGAACUGUACCAGAUUAUCGAUAGUUGACCUUGGCAACAAUAACCUGUCAGGAAAGAUACCAACAUGGAUUGGCCAAAGCCUACCAAACUUGGUGAUUCUACGCUUACGGUCCAAUGAGUUCAAUGGAAUCAUACCCUUCUCACUGUGCAAUCUAGCCACCAUUUAUGUCUUGGACCUCUCUCACAACAAUAUUUCAGGAGGCUUGCCACAUUGCUUCAAUAACAUAACCGCAUUGGCUGAUGAUACUAGAGCUUAUGGUUUUAUUGUGGAACUUGUGUGGAAAGGAAUAGAAAUUGAGUUUCCCAAUAUUACAGGUUUGAGAAGCAUUGACAUUUCAAGCAACUAUUUGAUUGGGGAAAUUCCGCCAAGUAUAGCAAGUAUGACAGGGUUGAAAUCUCUGAACCUGUCUAGAAACAAAUUGACGGGAAAGCUUCCUGAAGACUUUGGUAACAUGAAGAUGUUGGAAUCUCUUGAUUUGUCAGGAAACCAGAUAUCUGGUAAAAUUCCUACGAGUUUUGCGAGCUUAAACUUUCUUAGUGUCUUGGACUUAUCACACAACAACUUGUCAGGAAGAAUUCCAUCAGGCACCCAACUUCAGGGUUUUAAUGCUUCUCAAUAUAUGGGAAAUCAUGGACUUUGUGGACCACCGCUGACACCAAAUUGCUCACCAGAUGGAGCAACUCAAGCUGAUGAUAACAAAGAACAUGAUAAUGAUGGUCUCAUAAGCCUGGGAUUUUUUAUCAGUGCUGUGCUGGGAUUCGUCACUGGAUUUUGGAUGGUCUGCGGCAGUUUACUGUUUAAGACUUCUUAUAGAUAUGCUUAUUUCAGAUUCCUGGACAAUGCAAAAGAUUGGAUUUAUGUCAAAACCGCCGUGUACAAGGCAAAAGUGCAAAGGAGACUUCAAAGAUAAAUGGAGAUUCUGGCAUUCGAGGAAAUGAGCCUAAUGAUCCCGGAAGUGGAAAGAUUCAAGGCUUAAUGUUGAAGGUUUUCAGAUGUCGUUGCUUUCUCUUUCAGCAAGAAAUAAUUAUUAUGCUUUUAUCUCUUGAGAAAUGUGUGUGAAUAAUGGAUUGUAUGUAGUAUGAGCUGGUAUCACUUUUAUUCCAUCUUUCUGGCUGUAAUUUAAACCUAGCUUUCUCGAUUGAUUUCAAAAUAAUUACCUGCAAUUAUAUAUUGUUCCAUUCCAGAGCAUUUCAAUUAAUCUGAUCUAUUCCAAUCAAA
Molecule: messenger RNA, 3071 nt
Organism: Rosa rugosa (rugosa rose)
Lineage: Eukaryota; Viridiplantae; Streptophyta; Magnoliopsida; Rosales; Rosaceae
Product: receptor-like protein EIX1
Exons: 2
Coding region: 67-2763 (898 amino acids)
Molecular function (GO): protein binding
Source: RefSeq, a predicted model, not a curated record